Molecule: messenger RNA, 476 nt
Organism: Caenorhabditis elegans
Lineage: Eukaryota; Metazoa; Nematoda; Chromadorea; Rhabditida; Rhabditidae
Gene: Y67D8B.3
Exons: 3
Coding region: 26-385 (119 amino acids)
Source: RefSeq, marked reviewed
UUUCCGAAAAUAAUUUCACCGAAGAAUGUCCAACUCAACCAUCACAAAAACCGUGCUAAGUGGAAUUGAUACCAACGUCCAGCGGUAUCCAUCUUAUCAUUAUCCAGAGUGGUUCAUAUAUCCCAUAUUUCUAGCAAGUGCUAUCUGCUGUUGUAGCUGCAUGGUUUGGUCCAUCGCGUCUUUUAUGUACUUUAGAAAAGACCAACAAUGCACAGUUAUUGUAGUGAUUGACGAGAAACCAGAAAAAUCAUCUAAAUCUAAGAAAAAGCCUCCGAAAACGCCUAAGGAAAUGGAAAACGGACCGUCAGUGGCCAAAAAGUCUUUGGAAACUUCUAAGAAGUCUGAAAAAUCUGGAAAUUCUUCGAAAAUGAGCGCUAAAGCUUAACUUUUGGUAGUUUUUAAGUCGAUAUGCUACUUUUUGUAAUGGAUUUUAAACUGAAUUAAACUGAAAAAGAAAAAUAUUUGAAUAAAACUUU